AUGUUCCAAAGUAAAUGUAGACAAUAUUUAGAAGUUGAACUCAACAUAGCAAAGUUUCUCCGCCUCCCAUCAUUGCUCUUCAUUCUUCGACUCAACUCAACCCAACCAGACCCAAACUCGCCGCAUAUGGAUUCGAGCUCUCCGAAUGCUGAGAAAAAAGAUUGUCAAGUUCCUGUAACUCCUGAGGUUGUGAAAGAAAAUGCUGAUUUUGAAUUGCAAUCCCCUCUCACACUCACACUGACGGUGGUCAGAAAACAGCUUAACGAGACAACCAUUCAUUCUGGCCCUAAGGAUGUUCUUUUGGACUCAUUUGCGGAUACCCGCAAGAAUCUCAAUGAUUCCAGGAGCUCUGUUGUGCGCCGCCUUCCUUUCCGUGCUGAUUCUCCUUCAGAUCAAGAUAUAUUUGAAUCACUACAGGAAAAUCUCUUUCAAUUCAUUCUUUCACACCAAAUGGAGGAGAGGGUCCUAACACCAAUGUCUGAGCUAGAACAAGAUGAUGAAUGUAAAUCACCUCCUCCCCAGCUCCGUUUCACAGGAAUUCCUCAUACUUGUCCUCCUGCGCCUCGCAAGCUCAAACAUCAACCCAAGCUCAUUCUAAUGGACUUAUGCAAGAAGCUUCAAUUCUGA
Messenger RNA from Vicia faba (fava bean), 627 nucleotides. The record is from the annotation of a GenBank genome assembly. Lineage: Eukaryota; Viridiplantae; Streptophyta; Magnoliopsida; Fabales; Fabaceae.